Messenger RNA from Aureobasidium musti, 582 nucleotides. The record is from the annotation of a GenBank genome assembly. Lineage: Eukaryota; Fungi; Ascomycota; Dothideomycetes; Dothideales; Saccotheciaceae.
AUGCUUACGAACCUCGGCCCGCACUUUGCCUUCUCGAUCUGGGUCGCAGCUCGCUUACUACUCGUUCAUGGUUCGACGAUUGACCACCAAGUCAACCCAGCCAUAUACCCUCUCGUCGAAACGUUGCGAGACAUGGGCCGAUACUGGAACGUCGCAGAAAGAUAUGCUACACUCUUGCAGCGCGUACUUGAUGAGUAUAAUGAAUCCGAACGUGCGCCUACUGGGGCAAACGGCGAGAGAGUCACACCGUCAACUGUAAAGAUCCUGGCGGACAUGCGACGGUGUGCCUACGAUCUAGACUUCUUGAUCUCGCGACAACCACGACAACAAUACAGUGGCGGUAAACCGCAUGCCAUUACUCCCGCACGUACCCCUGCUCCACAAGAGCUGGAGUAUUUGGAUGUCUUCGAUUUUUUCAACAUGCCUCGUCUUCCCGUUUCCAACGACACCUCUCUUGCUGCAGCCGGCAACAGCGGAGACUUCCAGGCUCCUGAUCUGGGUAGCAACAGCGAGUUCAAUAUCACCAAUUUCAUGUACGACCCGACCGUUGAUUUCUUGAAUGUACGCAACCCGGGAACAUGA